Molecule: messenger RNA, 1004 nt
Organism: Aspergillus uvarum CBS 121591
Lineage: Eukaryota; Fungi; Ascomycota; Eurotiomycetes; Eurotiales; Aspergillaceae
Product: putative extracellular SCP domain protein Pry1
Exons: 2
Coding region: 54-1004 (316 amino acids)
Cellular component (GO): extracellular region
Source: RefSeq, a predicted model, not a curated record
ACGACCUAACGAUAACACCAUGACAGUUAUCUGAAUGAUAACCGACCACCAAGAUGCCCACCAACAACCUACUACCACCGACAACAACAUCAGCCACCACCACCACCACCCUUCUCCUCCGCUGGCUCUCCAUCACCAUCCUCCUCCUCCUCGCAAUCCUAAGCGCCGCCGAAGCAGCCCUCGCCCCCCAGCAGCAAACGACGACCAUCAUCGUCGUCACGGUGACAGCUACCACCGUCGCAACGCCCACCGUCCCCCACCCGGCCUCCUACACCUCGCUCGACCUCUUCGAGAACACCAUCCUCAGCGUCACCAACACCUACCGCCAAGCCCACAACGCCAGCAACCUCAUCUGGAACAAGAGCCUCGCCGAAUAUGCCAAGAAAUGGGCCGAAGGGUGUAGAUGGGCGCAUUCGCACGGCCCUCACGGCGAGAACCUCGCCUUCGGGUUCCCGAACGCGACGACCGCCGUGGCCGCGUGGGGCGACGAGGGCCUGCGCUACAACUUCCGGGACCCGACGGGGUUCACCGAGGAGACGGGCCAUUUCACGCAGCUGGUGUGGCGGGCGACGACGGAGGUGGGCUGCGCGGCCGUGGACUGCGGCGUGGAUGUGAAUGAUGGGAAGAGCUCGCAGGGGACGAAGAAUGGGGAUCCCAGUAAGAAUGGUGGCGAGGGGAUUAAUGGGAUCCAGCGGCCGCAGGGCUGGUACGUGGUGUGCGAGUAUGCGCCCCCCGGGAACGUGCUGGGCGGCAAUGAGAAACUGGGCGAUAAGGCGUUCUUUCGCAUCAAUGUGCAGGCGGCGAGUACGUAUUCCGGGCCGUGGCAGACUGGUGGGAAUAAUAAUGGGGGGAGUAGGACUUCGGUGGCGUCGGGAACGUCGGGGGCUGCUCCAGCUGCUGGUGCGAUUUUGGGGGGCAAGGGUUGGACGUUGGUUGCGUAUGGGCUUGCUGUUCUGGGGUCGGGGGAUAUGGGUCAGUGGGUGUGGGAUUAUCUGGAUGUUUAG